AUGAAGCGCAGUGCAUCAGCAGUACCCAAAGUCGCGUCAAGAGCCAAGAAACCUCGACCGAAAGUGCCCGAGUAUCAUUUAACCCCUUCGAUACGAGAUGAGGAAUCGGGCGAAAUCGUAUGGCCAGCUCCUAGAGCUCAGAUCGAGCGUGCUCGAGAUUUUAUUCUAGAGUGCGCCUCCGCAAAAAAGAAGACCUUGAUUGUACCUGAUAAAGAUGCAGAUGGGUUAACAUCAGGCGCUAUUUUGCAGAAGACUCUUGUCUUACUUGGUUUAGAGCCUCAUCUCAUAUCGGCCCAUCUGCUUCAAAAAGGCAGCAGCAUUCAUAAAGAGGAUGAGCGCGCUUCUAUGGCUGCUUAUAAUCCCGAAUAUAUAUUUGUUUUGGAUCAAGGAUCGAUGAAUUGGCCUCCAGUAAUAGACGCCCCUCAUAAAGCGCUGAUCAUAGAUCAUCAUUGGGCAUUGGAGGAUGAUUUUCCCAAGGGCUCAGAGCAUGUUACGGCGUGCAACUCUCCUCCAGUCGCUACGAGCUCACUACUUACCUACUACAUUUGCAAUGAGUUGCAUGAGCAAGUGCAGACAAAAUGCGAUUGGUUAUGUGUAAUGGGUACUCAUGGCGACUUGGGCAAUGCGUUGAAGUGGGAGCCACCUUUUCCAGAUAUGAAGCCUACCUUCAAGGCCUAUACCAAAAAGGCGCUGAACCGCGCCGUGUCACUCAUUAACGCUCCCCGUCGAACUGCAACCUAUGAUGUUCCCGCUGCCUGGGAUGCUCUAACAGCAGCCAGCUCGCCUGCGGAACUCCUUACGAACCAGAGUCUCCUUGCCGCCAGGGCUGAAGUGAACGCCGAAGUAGAUCGAUGCACCCGUACGGCCCCGAAGUUUUCGGGUGACGCCAAGAUUGCUGUUUUCCGCAUCAAUUCGCCCGCGCAAGUUCAUCCAGUGAUAGCCACGCGCUGGGCGGGAUACCUACAGUCGCCAAAGUUGGAAGUGAUCCUAGUAGCUAACGAAGGCUAUCUCCCGGGUAUGGUCAACUUCUCGUGCCGAGUCCCUCGAAGCGCGAGGGCAAGGGAUCAGCCUCCAAACAUUAUCGAAGUAUUGGAGGAAGUCGCCGCAAGGGCGCCAAACCCGACCCUACGCGAAAGACUUGGAGAGUCGUUCGCAAGAGGACAUAAAGAAGCUAGUGGAGGUAUAGUUCCGAUAGCAGAGUUUGAAGAGUUCAUGGACAUCCUAGAAAUCGGGAAGAAGCCUGAAGGGGAAAGUCCGAAGAAGGUUAAGAAAGCCGCUGCUGCUCCGAAACAGUCAAAUACCCUGACAAACUAUUUCAGUAAGCAAACUACUGCGUAG
Messenger RNA from Daldinia vernicosa, 1338 nucleotides. RefSeq names its product DHH phosphoesterase. The transcript has 2 exons. Lineage: Eukaryota; Fungi; Ascomycota; Sordariomycetes; Xylariales; Hypoxylaceae. Bases 1 to 1338 code for a protein of 445 amino acids. The record is from RefSeq and is a predicted model, not a curated record.